Molecule: messenger RNA, 904 nt
Organism: Quercus robur (English oak)
Lineage: Eukaryota; Viridiplantae; Streptophyta; Magnoliopsida; Fagales; Fagaceae
Exons: 3
Coding region: 158-691 (177 amino acids)
Source: RefSeq, a predicted model, not a curated record
AUUUCAGAAUCAUAGUAUAUUUUAGACACUGUUUUUCUAGUUGCAAGGUUGGGGGUCAAAAUCAUACCAAAAUUUGAGACAGUGUAGCGUAGCCUGGAAGGCGAUCAAGAUUCAAGAACGAAGAGUUUUGACAGAGAAAAAGGUUUCGGAAGCAACAAUGAGUGAAGGUCCAAAGCUCUACGCCAACAAGCCCAAAAAGGCACAACUGAAAAAAUUUCAAGACGGACAUCAGAAAGCCAAGGAGUUCUCAACACCAUCAUCAUCAUCAACAAUGGGAACUCAGUCCUCUUCAGCUCCACCACCACCACCACCACCACCAAAAGAGUCAUUUGCUCGCCGUUACAAGUUCGUCUGGCCUAUGCUUUUGGCUGUCAAUCUUGCCGUUGGAGCUUACCUCUUUAUGAGGACAAAGAAGAAAGAUGCAGAUAUAGAGGAAGAAGUUGCAACUCCACAAUCAACCACAUCUGCUACAGCUACUCUUGUUGAAAAGCCCUCACCCUCGCCACCCAUCACACAGGUUGUGAAGUUGCGAGAACCAAUUCCGGAGGAUCAGCAGCGUGAACUUUUCAAGUGGAUGUUGGAAGAGAAAAGGAAGGUCAAACCAAAAGAUCCUGUUGAAAAGAAGCGCCUUGAUGAUGAGAAAGCCAUCCUCAAACAGUUUAUCCGAGCAAAAUCUAUACCAAGUGUCUAAUUAUUUAACACUUGUUCACAAACUUAGAGACUACGAGAAAUUAUUUUUCGCCCUUUCAGUUUUAACUGUCAUGAAGUUUACUUUAUCCUUAUGUUGAAUGUCAAUAGGUUUCCCAAUUGUUUGUCUAGAAUGAUGUCAGUAAGGACUUCACCUAAUUUGGUUGAAUUUGUUUUUAUUGAUAAUUUAAUAGUUGGGAGAGGAGAUUUGAACCCU